UACUGCCAUCAACAACGGAGGCAGGAGGCUUGCUAUGAGGCUGACAGCACUACAAACGCCGGCCGACACCUCUCAAGUAACAAGCCUGGGCACUCACACGGGCCCAACGGACCUAUACCAAUCGCUAGCCGGGAGGGUAAUAUUAUGGGCGCGCUUGCAAAGUCCCAAGUACAUAUUAUGAGGUCGAAAGGGAUAGAGGUAUCGCAAGGGGUGGCAAACGAAAUGGCAGCAAGCUUUUCAAACUCUCAAUUCCAGGAUGCCUUGAAGGAC
Bipolaris sorokiniana ND90Pr is the source of this 270-nucleotide messenger RNA. RefSeq lists its product as uncharacterized. The transcript has a single exon. The annotation marks the transcript as partial. NCBI's taxonomy places the organism in Eukaryota, Fungi, Ascomycota, Dothideomycetes, Pleosporales, Pleosporaceae. The record is from RefSeq and is a predicted model, not a curated record.